Caenorhabditis sp. 36 PRJEB53466 is the source of this 5755-nucleotide messenger RNA. NCBI's taxonomy places the organism in Eukaryota, Metazoa, Nematoda, Chromadorea, Rhabditida, Rhabditidae. The record is from the annotation of a GenBank genome assembly.
AUGUCCAAGGAUAUAUUAGGAGAAGCUUUUAAUGCUACUGUUUCACGUGACUACGAAAAGUAGGUGAAAUAAAGUUGUUCCGUUGAACAAAUAUUGUUCAUCCACGAAAUCGUCGUUCCCCUACAGUAUCUAGACUCGAUUUAUUGAUUAAUUCAACGUGACCUUUCUUCAUAUCUGCUUGAAAAUGAAGAGAGGAUUAAAUUAUUAUAGGGGCACCGCACAGAAAUGGCGCUCUGUUGAGAAACUCCUUUUGCAGUGCAAAUUGAGCGACCUCGGGGCCGAGUUUGAAAAGUUAGGCCACGUUUUCAGUGGAAAAUUACUUCGCGGCCUAGAAAUUGUGCCAGAUUGCGAACAGCGUGAAUAUUAUUGUAGAUUUGAGUUGUACCGUUCUCUGAAGGCCACUUGUGAAUGAAAGAUAUCGAUUUUCGAUUGAAAAUGCGCUCCCUGAGCCGGCUUUACACUAUCGUCGUUCAGAGCAGUUGCCGUUAUCCGCCAAGUUCUCGGCUCAUCGAAUCAUCCGUUUUCCGUCGAACAACUGGAACUAAUCGAUCACGUGUAUUCGUGCAUUCUAAACACCUCUCACUACGAUGAAUCUCUUAUUGAGGUAACUUCCAUAACAACCCGAUCAUUUGAAGAUAUCCUCGGUUUAGGUGUGUUGGGAAUGGAUCGAGGCGAUCGAGAGGACACCUCGGACAGUGGACACUCGCGCCAUUUCCAGCUCUCAAUUGAGCAUCUAUUAUGCGUAUCACACAAUUUGUAGAGUACAGGAGCGGAUGCCACGAAAGCCAACGCACCAACAGAUCCGCCAGGACACGUGGACUAGGAUUACGCACAGUUUCAGGUUUGACCUCCGGAAUGUCGGAGCCAAUAGUGUUCAGUUUUCCAGUUACCUAUGGGCAGCAGCCACCCAACUGUGGAAGACCUACGAACUAGAUCGUCUCGAUAUUCUCUGCAGCUGGUCGUACUUGUGCUUCCAGUUUGCCGACGUGGUCACAGAAGAAGUGCUCGCGGUAAUUGAGGUGAGAAGGCAAACUACAGUACACUUUGUUAACGUUAACGUGAAAACUCCAAAAUGUUGCCCGAAUAUGUUCUCUCGGCGGGAACGAAAAGAUACUGUAGAAAUUCGCCGUUUUCAGAACUGUACUAUUGCAGACAUCAAAAGAGAAUGCGAAGGGAGUACUGUCCAGUGUGAUAGUAUUUGAGAACGGUCACCAGGCGAAUCAACGUCUCCUGACCGUCGAGAGAAACAUCAAAGAUGCGAGAGUGAUGGCAGAGAAACUGGGGCGCAAAUUGGUGGGUUUUUAUUCUGAAAAACAAAAAACACAGAAAUAACUGGUUACAACUCUUCAGAAUAACGCUGAGGCCCUUCCGAUUACACAGAAUCCUGCUGAAGAUACGUCCGGUGACGAAUCGCCUCCACCGUCCAAGAAAUGGUGUGAAGGAAGAGAGAGAAGCUAAAAUACGAAGAAACAAGAGAGAUUCCCGUCCACUUUCGGUCUUUCCUCGUCAUGUGAUUAGAAACAGUGAUAUCAUUGGCAAAUGCGUCUACGUCUUCUCUUUUUUUAUCGUUUCAUCCCCUCCUUUUAUUGUGACGUUUCAGUUCAAUAAAGUCUGUGAACAAGCUCUGUUCAAGCUCUGUUUCUUUCCUUCCGAUCCGAUGAUCUCUCGUGACACUUUGAUCCGAGUGUGAAUGGUUCUGCUGCGUUGAUUUUAGACUUAUUGAAUUGCUAGGAACAUCGAACAGACAAAAGUUGUAAAGACCAAACAUUCUAAGGCCAAAAAAGGAAAUUCGGAGGUGGAUAGACAUACAUCACACCUACUUUUUUGUUUGAGAAUUUUGAAAAAUUCGUUCAAAGCAUGAAUCAAAAUUUUUGUGAAAAGUUUCGCUUUGCUAAUUUUGCUUCAAUCCGGUUCUAUUGUUGUUCUAGGUGGAAAAAAUACAAUGGGGAAGCUGGAAGAAGUUUCUUGAGAAAAAUGUUCGCUAAUUCUUCUUCAAAAUGAUUCUACCGUUCCUCUGAAUGGCAAAAACACAAUGGUACCCAUUGGAGCCCGUUAAUGUUCGAGAAAAUUCAACUCGAAUAGGCCUGAAAACCAAUCAGAUGUUUUCAUCCGAAUAGAAAACAUUACAUGCAGAACUUUAAGAUCAUUUUUGAUCAAGGUUGAUAGCAUUCUGAUAAAUUACUGGAAAAUUAUCAAAAUCUCAUCCAAUGGACGUCUCUAGUUUCCCUUUAAAGUCUUUCAGAGGUUUUCGAUAUUUUUACACCCGAACUAAAUAGUAAGUAACCCCGCCAAUAUUUAUGGUUGGUUACAUCUUUUUUAUAUAUACAAUUCUUGUUUGUCCCUGACAAGGAUGAUGUCAUUAUGCCAUCGGUCCAUCCCCUUUUUGUGGGAAGACUGACCGACGUGAUCAAGUUCAAAAUGUUAUUCUUCUUCCUUUUUUGCAUUCUAUUUUUCCUACAGUAAUCCUUUUCGAAGAAGGGGUGAAGGACUAUUGGAUUAGUGUUUUUGUGGAAUUCAGAAUUCGGAAUUCCAACGCAUUCGACACAUUCUCCAGUUUCCAGAAUACUUUUUUAAGGCGUUGGCAACUUGUUCUUCAAACUUCAAUACCAAAACAUUGUUAAUCAUCGAUCAGAGCGGUUCUUCUUCCUCUCGGUCCCCAAAAUGCCGCACACACUGUAAACUUUUCCGUCUCCUUUCUUCGUGUCCUCUCCAGUUGUCUCCUUGAUUGUACAUCAAAAUAUCUGUAUUGAUACAGUAUCAUCAUGUCUUCUCUGCGCCUUCGCCACUUUCAUCACAAAAUGUUUCUCCGACGGGUGCCUUCCCCGAGACACGACGCUGUCUCUUUGUACGUCUUCUUCCUUUUCUCUUUUUGAGAUGAAAUUGAUUUUGUCUUCUUCUUUUAUGUUUCCAUUUUGGGUUAUCAUUAUCUUUCAAAUUUUCAUUUCCUUCAGAAUCUUUCCAAACAAUUCCAGGAGUCUGUGAAAGUUUAAAGGCUACCAGAUUUGGAUUACUGUAUGACUCGGAGUGAGUUUGCACUUUUUUGAAAAAAACUUUUUUUGAGAAUUUUGUAAACGUUGAAAGAUUAUCAACUUCAGAACCAACAAAUUGCAAAACGAAGAAUGGUCCGGUGCUCGAAUGCGUCGAGAGUGUUCCGUCUACACUGUCUUCAGCAGAUAGUUUCACAAAAAAGGCAAAAAAGGAGAAAGAAACGGAAGAGGAGCCAAUGUCCCUGAUUGAUAUAAUUGCCAGCUCGUUUGUGGAACACAGUUUGACUGUGGACCAGAUUAAAGAUCUCUAUCCGGAUUCGUACGUGUUUCCUCAAGUAGCCGAACGAAGUGACGGCUUGCAUUCCGAUGAAGCCAAGUGAGUCUCUUGGACAACUGUCUUUUUGUGAAAUCGUUGCGAUUUCAGAAAGCGCCUCAAGGACGGUGGAUUGAAUCAAAUCGAUCCGGCCCAUGAACCCAACCUCUCUCGUUUCUUCCUCUCCCAAUUCCAUUUCAAAUUCUGGAUCCUCUUGAUAGGGGCUGCCAUUCUGUCCGUAAUGACCUAUUUCAUUCAUAUGGCACGUGGGUUCAAUGAACCUCUAAACAUGUAUUGCGCGGUUAUUCUGAUCGCAGUCGUCAUCUUUAUGGGGAUAUUAUCCUACUGGCAGCAGUCGAAAGCUAAAAAAGUGAGCAAGACGAGAAUCAAAGACUGUUUAUUGAUGUUUAGGUGUUACAAGAGAACCGUCAAAUGAUGCCUGCCAUGUCGUACGUGAUACGGGACUGCGAAGAACAGGAAAUAAAGGCCGAGGAGGUCGUCGUCGGUGAUCUCGUCUACCUUAGGUUUGCUGCGAACUUUCGAGCGCUGACAGUUCUCCUUAAAUUACAGAGCUGGCUAUAAAGUGCCGGCUGAUAUGCGGAUACUUCAGUCGAACAGUCUCAUGAUCGCCAGCAAUGAGAUCACUGGACACCUGCUGCCCCGUGAAUAUAAAGUGGAUCCAGUGCCGAUCGAAAUCAGUGUAUUCGAUGCUUGCAACGUGGCAUUCAUGGGAUCCUACUGUACUGAAGGGGAGGGAAUCGGUAUUGUGAUAAGAACUGGAAAGUUCACGGUAGGUCAUUUCGUGUUUUAUUUGGAAUACAAUCAAAUCCAGGUCAUGGGCGCCCUGGCUCAUCAGCACCAUCACAUCCCUCCCCCGAGCGGACGUCUUCAGACUGAACUCCAGAACUUCUCAACUUUUAUCUCAAUCGUGGCCAUUUCCAUGGCUACUGCCGUUUUUUUCGUUGGAUGUUUUGUCGCUCGAUUCGAGAAUAUUCUAGAUCAUUUCAUUGUUGGAUUCGUGGUGAUUAUUGUAGCGAACGUGCCUCAAGGAUUGCCGGCAACAGUCAUGUCACAACUCAGAAUAAUUGCCCGACGAAUGGCCCAAAAGAAUAUUCUCAUCAAGAAGCUAGAGUUGAUUGGUAAGUUCAAGGCUUCAGCAGGAUUACUGUAGUUCCUGUUCCAGAUGAGCUCGGCGCGGCCACUGUCAUUUGUGCUGACAAGUCGGGAACUUUAACAAUGAACCAAAUGGUCGUCACUGAUCUUUGGUUUAACUCCCGGCUGGUUACUGGCGCGGCUGUUGACCUGAAACAUCCACAUCUACGGGCAAUGAAAACGUCGAUGAAAAGUCCGGAACGCCUUGAAGAACCUCUCCCGGACAUAUUAACAGUAAUGUCCGUUUGCAAUAACGGCCAGUUUGAGCAUGUAAGAAGGUCAAUGCGAAGGGUGUCAACGAUGAGAGCAAUGCAGAAAAGCGCAUCGGAAGCGAUGCUGAGUGCUCACAUGAAAAAGAAGUUCACGAUUGUGUAAGAUUUAAGUCAUAUUGUGUAAGUUGCUAAUGCUAAAAAAUUUCAGUGACACCAGAACCGGACAAGUCUCCGAGGCCGGAGGUGUGUGCAAAGAAAAGACAAAUCAGGCAUCGGAUAACACUCCGGAGAGUGGGAGUCGCGCAAGAAAGCACGCGAAUAAAACGAAGAAGAAUGAUAUUUUCGGAGUUCCUUCUGACGUGGCACUGAUAAAAUACGUGGAAUUGAGUGCUAGUGUGGAAGGAAUCAGACAGAGAUAUCAGGUAUCAGUCACGUUCGGUAGUUUCCAAACCUGGUUUUAUUUAGACUGUCUUCGAAAUUCCGUUCAACUCAACCCGCCGUUGCCAAAUGGUCAUUUCAAAAUGUCUCGCCAGUGAUUUCCCGGUCACCGCAGAAUGCGUGGCACCUCCAAAAGAAGUGAGUCGAAACAUUCCAACGAAAUGAUGCUCAUUUAGAAGCAUUCAGGGUCAAUCUCGUUUCGUUAUUUUCACAAAAGGCGCUCCUGAAGUUAUUCUCGGAAAGUGUUCAAAAGUACGACACGGGAAAGACCUCCGGGAUAUUGAUGAGAAGUAUCGUAAAGAGUGUCAAGUAAGAAUAUCAUAGCUUCAAGUCCCAAAAUGUCUAAUUCAGGAGGCCUGGGAAAUGCUAGGAAACGAGGGACGACGAGUCAUCGCCUUUGCUGAGAAGAACUUCAACGCAGACGAAAAUGCAAAGUUCGGAGGACAAGAAUACAGUGGAGAACUUGUGUUCCUGGGAAUGGCUGCCAUAAUGGACCCUCCGAGACCGGAGACCGCAGCAGCCAUCGAACAAUGCAAACAGGCUGGAGUAAAAGUCUUCAUGAUCACUGGAGAUCACCCAACCACGGCUACUGCCAUCGCCAGACAGAUCGGACUCAUUGGCUCUUCCUCAAAUUCGGUAAGAGAAGAGAAUAA